UGUUGUACUAAGCUAAAUGAGUCAAAAUCUAGCAAAUUUCUUUACGUCAAUAUUUGGGCAUAAACUUAACAGGCCCAAGGUAUUGAGCAGAGUGGAUUACCUUUAGGACUUUUGUCCCUUUUCGCUUUCCUUAGUCAUCCACCGGCGGAAAAGUUUGCUUGAUGAGCAACGUACUGAACUAAAAUGUUUACUUAUAAGAGGAUAUAAGCAGAUGUUAUUAAGGAAGGCAUGAAGCAUUGGUCGACAGCGACCCCUGGUGCUACAUCUGACAGGGAGGUUCCUGUUAUACGCCUCCAAUCGGAUGCAGAACUAUGGAAAAUUUAUGAAUUUGGAAAGACAUUGGGUCAAGGAAGUUUUGGAAUUGUUUAUGAAGCCACUCACAUCGCGACACAAACACAAUGGGCAAUAAAGGAGGUUCGCAAACCAGCGGCAGGAAGUUCAAAGUUUAAGAUGUUGGAUAACGAAAUAAACAUCCUCAAGCAAGUAAACCAUGCUCACAUAAUACAUCUUGAAGUAACCUACAAUACACCUACGAAGAUUUGUCUGGUCACUGAGCUCUGCAGAGGAGGCACCUUGAAGCAGCAGCUCCAUCAAAAAAAAUUCUUUACAGAGGAUGAAACGAGAAAAAUUAUAUAUUAUUUAGCUGAUGCAGUCGUCUACCUUCAUAAAAGAGAUAUAGUGCAUCGAGACCUGAAACUUGAAAACAUUCUUGUGAAGAAUUCUCUUGAUGAUAAUGAAGACAGGUUUGACAUUAAGGUGGCAGACUUCGGACUGUCAGUGAAGGCAGACGGUGUUGGGAUUAGGAAGGUAUUGACGGAUGCCUGUGGGACUCUUCUCUAUAUGGCCCCUGAAAUGAUGAGUGGCCGCGGUUACAGCCAUUGGUGUGAUGUUUGGAGCAUCGGAGUCAUUAUGUUUAUGCUGCUUUGUGGAGAGCCUCCAUUUCAUUCCAAAUCAAAGGAGAGACUGCUCAAGAAAAUUAUGCGCAAGGAAGUACAAUUUACUCAACCCAUAUGGGCCACAGUUAGUGAUGGAGGAAAAUAUCUCUUGACUUGCCUUCUAAAGGCUGACCCUGCUUACCGCAUGUCUGCUCAUCAACUGCUAGAUCAUCCCUGGAUUACAGGUGAUACAACUGUGCCUGUGGGCCCGAGCAACGUGUUGGAGAUGAUGAAUCGCUAUGUGGAAAACGAAGAAGGAAGUGAGACUGAGAAUGAGUCUUUGUCCACCUCUUCGGAGGAUGCUGAAGAGCCAUGCCUGGACAUUAUCCGCUUGCCCCAAAAGAAAGGCAGCGUUUGUGAGUCCACAAAGGUUGCAGAAGCAAAGGUUUCCCCUGAGAGAAGCACCUCCAGACCAUCUACAUCUACCAAGCUGCAUCGUAGUAGAAAAAGUUCAACCCAGCUGAGUGCAGUAUCGCAAAAAUCUUCAGACAAGAUGGAUACACCACUGAAGUCGAUCAGUCAGUCAACAAAGUCAGAGGAGCGGGGACAUUCUUCUAGCCGUAAAACAGAAACACCUCUGUCACAUGGCAAAGCAAAAAAGCAACACAGAAAAAAAAAGAAAAUAAAGGAUAAAUCCAACUCAUCAGAGCCAAAAAGCAAAACGCCAGAUAAAAAAGAAAUAAAGGGGAAAAAAUAAGUUGUAUCAAUCAUAUGAGAAGAUGUAGAAGAGAAUUGUAGUGUUUUGAUAAUUUUAAUAUUUAUUUAUUUUUGUUUUUUAUUUUUGGUUUUAGCAGAUGUGGUGCUACCCCAACUGUGCUGGCUGGGGAGGAAGCAGAGGCUGUAGUGUCAAAGGAACGGGCCUCACAUGUAAUGUGGCAAUAGUUCAAUAUGCCCAAACCCAUUGCACUUUGGGUGUGCAGCCUAAGCAGUGCUACCUUGUGCCAAUGCAAAGGCUCUACUCUGAGCUGUUUUUCCAGCUAGAUAAAAGUAAAAUCAUCAGACAGGUAAAACAUGGUAUUUUUUUUAAGAGAAGUUAACAAGGGAGAAUGAAUACUUUCUUAUCAGGGUCUCUCAAUACAGUUACUUUACAGAAAAAUAGAUUCAGUGAAAGAAAGUUACCUUGGAAACUUACACAAAGUGAAUGCAGUAGUCAUCGGUUUAUUGCUGCUAGCCAAUAAUAUAAAUGUUAUCUUUUUUCUUUUAUUCUGCUAAUAUUUUCCUUUUUACAUUGUAUUCUUGUCUUGUUUCACUGCUACAAAUUUGGCACUAGGCUAAAUGUAGUGUGUGAAUUUUAUUUUACAUAUGUGCAUGCUACUGUGGCACAUGUACACAUCCAGGGUUUGAUUUGUGUUUUAAGAAUUACAUAUUUGACUGCAGAGACACCAAAACAAGAAUACAAACGAUUAGUUUGGAUAUCAUUUCACAACACCGAACUAAGCAAAAGGGAUUUUGCUCCCUUUGUGCUCUGACCUCUCAAUCCCAAAGCGUUGCAUAUGCAGUGACUGCGCCCACUCAGUGUCAAAACAGAGAAACUGUCACACAGGCUGGUUACGCUCCAUCUAAAUGCAGAGGAUUGGGACUGAGGGCAGCCACGGGUCUAAUCUCGUUUGGAGGCCACUGAAAGCAGCAGCAGCUACUUUGAGGGCACUGCCAUUCAAGCACAGGUUUUUUUUCCCCCCGCUGUAGAGAGAAUAAUCCCCAGCACAGAUACAACAUUAACGUAUCCAAGCAUAACACACAGAGGGUGAAUUUCAAAUCCACCCAUUUGCAUCUUGAAGUGAAUGAGUGCCAACAAUGGGCCCGUGUUCCUCCACAGGCUUUAUGUUUUAGUGCACAUGUGAGAACGUAGCCUGAUCAGUUUUAUAUUUAUGUUUUUAGGACACAAGCGAUUGUUGAUAAAAGCUGCUUGCCAAAAAAAAAAUAAAUAAAGGACUGCUCUGCUACUGCAGAAUUACUGACACGCUGAAUGUCUCUGGUUUACUCAGAUUGCUAUAAAACAGCAGAUGAAGCAGUAGUUAGUUGCUGAAUUCAUUAAUUUGAGCUGUACCUAAAGCUACCUAAUUUUCAGCAUGAGGAUGUGUAAUUAGAAUUGAGUGCUUGAGCCACUGCCCAUUAAAAAAUGUGAUUUCCAUGUAAUCUGUCUCUAAUUAAUAUGUUGUAUGCUUAUACCUCGACGGUCCUUGUAGUUAAAAUAAAAUUGUUAA
This is a messenger RNA of Gambusia affinis (western mosquitofish), 3139 nucleotides long. RefSeq names its product serine/threonine kinase 33 (gene stk33). The record is from RefSeq and is a predicted model, not a curated record. The coding region runs from base 229 to 1632 and encodes 467 amino acids. Gene Ontology annotation, biological process: protein phosphorylation. The transcript has 13 exons. NCBI's taxonomy places the organism in Eukaryota, Metazoa, Chordata, Actinopteri, Cyprinodontiformes, Poeciliidae. Gene Ontology annotation, molecular function: ATP binding; protein kinase activity.